Pseudophryne corroboree (corroboree frog) is the source of this 1117-nucleotide messenger RNA. RefSeq names its product scavenger receptor class F member 1-like. Bases 8 to 1117 code for a protein of 369 amino acids. NCBI's taxonomy places the organism in Eukaryota, Metazoa, Chordata, Amphibia, Anura, Myobatrachidae. The transcript has 8 exons. The record is from RefSeq and is a predicted model, not a curated record.
UCUGAGCAUGGAAUCCCAGUGUACGCCCUGCCCUGCUGGACACUACUGCAGCGCUGCCUCUCUUACUGCCCCUUCCGGACUCUGCCUGGCGGGGUAUUACUGCACCAUCGGCAUCGCCAGACCUGCCCCCGCUGGAGAGGCAUUUACCGGGGACGGAGGGGGCUGCCCACAGGGGCAUUACUGCCCAGCCGGAAGUCCAUAUCCAUACGCCUGCCCCUCAGGAACCUAUAAUAACCUCACUCACCGACAAGACUGCUUACCGUGCCCGGCCGGACAUUACUGCGCAGAGAAUACCAGUGAUUAUAACGCUUUUCCCUGUCCAGCUGGAUUCUACUGCCCUGAAGGGACAAAACAUUCCGCUCAGUUUCCGUGUCCACGUGGCUACUACAACCCUGACCCCAGGACGCACAGUCUGGACAGCUGCUUGCCCUGUACCCCCGGGCACUACUGUGGAGUGGAAGGUCUAAACACCGUGUCGGGAGAGUGUGACCCUGGUUGGUUCUGCGUUUCCGCAGCUUGGACUCCGCAGCCAUUUGAUCUGGAUAAUUACACCAGCGCUAACUGCCUGUGCCCUGCCACUGCCACUGGCGGGAAGUGUCUGCCUGGAUUUUAUUGCCCUGAGGGCUCCACCGAACCGAUUUCCUGCCCCUCUGGGUCAUACUGUGGUGAUGCAGGACUUCCAGCUCCGUCUGGUGAAUGUGCUGCUGGAUUUUUCUGUUCCGGUGGAGCCGAGACUCCCAAACCCACCGAUACAGUGCACGGGGACAUCUGCCCUCCCGGGACAUUCUGCCCGAAUGGGUCUCAUCAUCCCCAGCUCUGCCCAUCCGGCACCUUCUCUGCAGAUUAUAGCCUAGGCAGCGUCUCUGAGUGUAAGGCGUGCCCCACAGGAUACUACUGCCAAGGUCCUGGCAUCACCUCCCCCACAGGGCAGUGCCCAGAAGGGUAUUAUUGCCCGGAAGGACAGAUUCUGGCCCAUAGCCUGCCAUGUCCUCGAGGGCACCGCUGUCCAGGAGGAAGCUCAGAACCUAUCCCGUGCCAGUCUGGAUCCUACCAGGACGAGGAGAGACGGGCUUCGUGCCGCACCUGUGAGGCAGGCAGAUCAAAUCGUACAGAAUAA